AUGCCUUCGUGGUUUUCUGAUACUUCGUCUUCGAAGUCUUCGACUCGGAAGAGUGGUUCCAAGUCGUCCCCGUCGCGCAAAACAUCUUCCAAAUCUCCCGAGUCCCGCAAGCCAUCCGGCGCAGGGGACCGCUCUGCUGACGAGCAGGCAGGCCAAAAAGAGGUCAAAUCUGUUUGGGAAAUAGUCAAGAGCAGGAAUGGCAAUCCCCAAACCAUGAUUCUUGCCGUUGUCAAGCAGGAGCAUGAAAAACCGUUGCUGAAACUUGCCAAGCAAGCCAAUACAAAACCCCCAGGUUCUAUGAUCGUCAUCGCCACACCAGAGAGUCUCCAGGGAAAACUCGAUUAUUAUGCCAACAAAGGGUUCAGAAUACUCCAUCUUCUGGUCAGCUCGUUUGUCAAGUCCAUCACUUACAGCAUCUCCAAGGCCGUGAAGGACGUCUCCGUCGCCUGCUGCGGAACUCUCUUCACCGGACGACCCGACAUGCUAAGUAUUGGUAGUUCAUCGACCUACUGCGACGUCAAGACCUGGGCCUGGGACCGACGGCCGGAGGGCGAGCUUCGCACUGGUGGCUAUAACAUCACCCACGGGGAGGGAUGCCACUUCGAUCUCAGCGGCAAUGUCGACGAGGUCAGAAGGCUAUACACUGAGCCACCAAUGAUGUCCACCAUGACGGAUGAGGAUAUGGAAGCAAUCAAAGUCAGGUUCGGCGACUUCCAACAUGAGAGCAUGUCCGGACCACCGCGAUCGAACACGGGUGGCAGCAGACCAGUGAGUUCAGACAGUGUGCUGCCAUCUCCGACCCCUGGCACUGAUGAGACAGAGAACUGGUUCAAUAAAUGGAGAUCCCUACUGGCCGUCAUCCUAGGCGCCGGAGCCGGUGUUGUUGGUGGUAUUGGCGCAAUUUGGUGUGGCGCUGGAGGCGUCUUCAUCAAAGGGCCAUUUGGCCUCUUCUUGGCAGCUGGAUACUUCAACUGCGCCGCCAUUGGGGGAGCUUGCAUGGCAGGUGGUGUCACAGCUAUUGCUGCUGCGGCCGUUGUGUAUUUCGUUCCGUGGGAAAAGGUGUUCGCAUAUGUCAAGCAGACGCUGUGGAAGAUCUGGGACUAUAUCUGCGAAGUGGUGACCUGGAUCUGGGAGAAGAUUAAGGGCAUGGCCAGCACUGUAGUCUCCUUCUUCUAG
Molecule: messenger RNA, 1176 nt
Organism: Cladophialophora bantiana CBS 173.52
Lineage: Eukaryota; Fungi; Ascomycota; Eurotiomycetes; Chaetothyriales; Herpotrichiellaceae
Exons: 2
Coding region: 1-1176 (391 amino acids)
Source: RefSeq, a predicted model, not a curated record